AUGUCAAACGAGCAACAAAGGAAGGAAGUGAUUGAUCGUGCUUUUAACGCCAUCAAAUAUGGUGAUUUGAAUAAAUUACGAGGAAUGGAUUUGCGUCCGAUUAUUAAUGAAAAGAACAAUCGUAGAACUAUGUUACACAAUGCAUGUUGGAAAGGGCAUUUGGAAAUUGUGAAAUUAUUGUUGAAUGUGGAUGGAAUUGAUGUCAGGACUCCAUUAUACAUUGCAUGUGAGAAAGGACAAUUGGAAAUUGUGAAACUUCUUCUUGCCCGCAAUGAUAUUCAAAUUGAUGAGCCUGCUCAACAAGUUGCGCAAGAAAAAAACAUUAAUUUACAACAACUCCAAACAGAAGACGAAUGGAAACGACGAAACAAAGAACUUGAAGAACGAGUGAAAAUUCUUGAAAUGAAACUCUCACAACAAGAAAUGGAACACAAUCAAGAGAACUUGCAAUUGAUCAAACAAUUAUCUGAACAAGAAUUGACAACAAACGAAUUGUUCGAUCAAAUUUCACAAUAUCAACAAGUGAUUACUCAAUUUAAAUCAGAUCCCGAGUACAAACAUUAUUUAGACAUCGAUUUAUUCAUUCACUGUCUCAAAAGUGAAAUUAAGAACGAUCCAUUAUCAAACUGUCACAUUCCUUUAGAUAUUCAAGCCAAAAGAAAAAUUGACAAACUCGAAAAAGAAUUGAAAGAAUGUGAACAAGAUCUAUUCAAAUCGAUUCUCAAUGAUCAACAAUGUUUGAACAGCUCUCAAUGUGAGUCUAUUGCAGAUUUGAAUUCUCGUGUGAAUGAACUCACUCAAAAGAGAAACAAUCUCAGAAAUGAAUUACUUGUAGAAUAUGAGAAUUACGAUCGUGUAUUGAACAAGAUGACCAUUCUUUCAAAGAAAAAGAAAUUCAUCAAGAUUUAUGAUGCAUCCAUGAAUGAAAUGACCGAAGAGGACAAGAUCUUCGCUCAUUCUCUGGAACAAUUAUCUGUUAAAUCUCGUUAUUUACAAGGUAUUGUUGGACAGAAGAAGGAAAUUGACAAGAUUUUGAACGAGUUCAAAGAUUUACAAGAAAAAAUUGAAAGUUGUGAAGUUGAUGUUGAUGAAAUCAAUAUUCAAUUGAUCAAAUUGAAGAAAAAGAAAAAGGCAGGAUCUAAUGCUCCAGAAAAAGAAACUAAACAGUUUGUUGAGAAAAAAGAAAAGUUAACCUCGCAAAUCCAUGGCUUUAAGCAAGAAUUGGAACAACUCAAAACUCAAUUGAUCAAUAUCCGGAAAAAGUACAAAAAGAUCAAGAUAUUGCACAAAGGUCUUUCUACUGCUUUUUUAAUGGAAAAGGACAAUCAACAAGUGGUUCUGAAAGAAAUUGGAUUUGAUUCACAAAGUUAUGAUUUUAUCAUUAAUGAAAUUACGAAUAUUAUCAGAUUAGGUGAAUGUGAUCGAAUUGUGAAGGUGAAUGGUGUGUUUGUGGAGAGUGAAACACAUCAUGCUUAUGUUGAAAUGCCUUAUUACAAUGGAAAUUUGAGAAAUUAUAUCAUGACUAUGAAAAGUAAUCAACCACAUGAACGUAGAGAAACAAGGAGAAGACUCAUGAGAAGCAUUGUUGAAACUAUUUAUUACAUGCACUCGAAAGACAUUAUUCAUCGUGAUUUGAAGAGUGACAACAUUUUGGUUGACAAGAAUGGAAAUGCUGUCAUUGCUAAUUUUGGAAGUAGCAAGAAACUUCAUGCACUCCUCACCAAUAGACAUACAAGAGGUGUUGGAACCAUGUUAUAUAUGGCUCCUGAAGUUCUCAACAUGUCACAAGCUCCAAAUGAAAAGUCUGACAUUUGGUCAUUGGGUGUGACCAUGUUAGAAUUGGUGAAAAUAAGGUUCAUUUACCAACUCCUGAGGAAGAUGAUGAACAUGGAAAAUUAUUGA
Molecule: messenger RNA, 1902 nt
Organism: Naegleria fowleri
Lineage: Eukaryota; Heterolobosea; Eutetramitea; Acrasida; Naegleriidae
Exons: 4
Coding region: 1-1902 (633 amino acids)
Biological process (GO): protein phosphorylation
Molecular function (GO): ATP binding; protein binding; protein kinase activity
Source: RefSeq, a predicted model, not a curated record